AUGGAUGAUGCCAAGGGCUUAUGGGCAGAGAAGUUACCCGAGGUCUUGUGGGCGAUCAGAAAGACCCCCACAGAGGCCAAUGGCGAGUCCCCUUUCUGCAUGUCAUUUGGCACUGAGGCGGUGAUCCCGGUCGAGCAGGAGGUGCAGAGCGAUAGAGUGGCAUGCUUCGAUGCACUCACCAACUCGGAAGGGUUGAACCUUGGCUCUGACCUCUUGGAAGAGCUCCGAGAGCGAGCCAACCUCCGCAACAUCAACAACAAGCAGCGUAUCGCCCGAUACUACAAUGCAAGGGUCUUGCCUCGCCUCCUUUCUGUUGGGAAUUGGGUAAUGAAAGAAAGGAUGCCAACUCUAACAGGGCUGAAAGCCACAUGGGAAGGGUCGUACGAGAUCACCGAGGCUGUCAGACCCAUCACCUUCUAUCUGAGGGGUACGGACGGUAUUAGUCUCCCACACCCAUAG
Messenger RNA from Rosa rugosa (rugosa rose), 459 nucleotides. RefSeq lists its product as uncharacterized. The record is from RefSeq and is a predicted model, not a curated record. NCBI's taxonomy places the organism in Eukaryota, Viridiplantae, Streptophyta, Magnoliopsida, Rosales, Rosaceae. Gene Ontology annotation, molecular function: nucleic acid binding. The transcript has a single exon. The coding region runs from base 1 to 459 and encodes 152 amino acids.